Molecule: messenger RNA, 1330 nt
Organism: Fukomys damarensis (Damara mole-rat)
Lineage: Eukaryota; Metazoa; Chordata; Mammalia; Rodentia; Bathyergidae
Gene: Bambi
Product: BMP and activin membrane bound inhibitor
Exons: 2
Coding region: 334-993 (219 amino acids)
Biological process (GO): positive regulation of canonical Wnt signaling pathway; transforming growth factor beta receptor signaling pathway; negative regulation of transforming growth factor beta receptor signaling pathway
Molecular function (GO): frizzled binding
Source: RefSeq, a predicted model, not a curated record
AACCUCAUGGUAGAAGAAACUGUUGGUGAUGGCUUUUCCUUCAAAACCAGAAGCAUUUUCAUUUCUCUGUGUCUCAUCAGAAAUGUGCUGUGAGGCUUACUGCUUGUCUGAAAUGAUAUUUAACCGAGCUUUAAGCGCUGCUGCUUCAAGGCGUUCCAGUGUAUGUGGCAUGUUGCUGUGAGCACUCAUCUCGAAGAAUCUAAAAUUAGUGCCUUUGAACUUGGACUUAGCAGAGUUGCCGUCUCUGGCCUCAGCGUUUGACAUGGUUUCCCAUUGUUUUCAGGAGAAAUUCGGUGCUACUGCGAUGCCGCCCAUUGCGUGGCGACUGGGUAUAUGUGUAAGUCUGAGCUCAGCGCCUGCUUCUCCAGACUUCUGGAUCCUCAGAACGCGAACUCCCCGCUCACCCAUGGCUGCCUGGACUCUCUCUCAAGCGCAGCAGACGUCUGCCGAGCCACACAGGCCCAGAACCACUCUGGCGGCAGCGCCGUGCCCUGGCUGGAGUGCUGUCAUGAAGACAUGUGCAAUUACAGGGGCCUGCACGAUGUGCUGUCCCCGCCCCGGGGCGAGGCCUCAGGACCAGGAAGCAGGUACCAGCACGAUGGGAGCAGAAACCUGAUCACCAAGGUGCAGGAACUGACUUCCUCCAGAGAGCUGUGGUUCCGGGCAGCCGUGAUCGCAGUUCCCAUCGCCGGUGGGCUGAUCUUAGUGCUGCUUAUUACGUUGGCCUUGAGGAUGCUCCGGAGUGAGAACAGGCGGCUGCAGGACCAGCGGCAGCAGAUGCUGUCUCGUUUGCACUACAGCUUCCACGGACACCAUUCCGAAAAGGGGCAGGUGGCCAAGUUAGACUUGGAGUGCAUGGUGCCGGUGAGCGGGCACGAGAACUGCUGCCUGACGUGUGACAAGAUGCGACAAGCAGACCUCAGCAACGAUAAGGUCCUGUCCCUGGUCCACUGGGGCAUGUACAGCGGGCACGGGAAGCUGGAGUUCGUAUGAGGGAGUCUUGCCUGAUCGGAACUUCCCAACGCUUGAAGGCCUUGUGUUCUGCCGGACAGGAGCACUUUAUCUGGAGACACCGACUCAUCUACUCACUCCCAAGAGGCCAGGUGACCUCUACAGACAGUCUUGGGAUUUCUUCUGAAGGAUUAUUUGCACAGACUCAAGUACAGUCAAAUGUAUUAUUUUCUUUAAAAUUAUAAAAAGCAAAGCAGAGACUAUGCACACACUGUUACCAGGGGUAUUUGUGUCCAGAGGAGCAGCGGUCGAGUACCUAAAUAAACGAACUGUGCUCUGUGUAAGCUCCUACAUCUUGAUCUGUUGUAAAGAUUUAAAA